This is a messenger RNA of Topomyia yanbarensis, 1350 nucleotides long. RefSeq lists its product as uncharacterized. The record is from RefSeq and is a predicted model, not a curated record. The transcript is spliced from 4 exons. The coding region runs from base 40 to 1260 and encodes 406 amino acids. Lineage: Eukaryota; Metazoa; Arthropoda; Insecta; Diptera; Culicidae.
AGUGAGCUAUAUUUUAUAUGUCAGUGCCAGUUCGAUCCGAUGGGGACGCUUAGCAAGUAUUUCUACGAGGCCACCAGGAAUAAAACGUGCCGGGAUAUGCUUCAUCCUGGCUGUACGUGCUUCGAGGCAGGAAAAAUUUACAUUUGGCAGGGUCUAAUUGGUGCAAUGCGUCACUACCUUCCCGGAGCGGUGACGGCGUUACUGUUUCGCAUGAAGCACUGGGACGAUACGGAGGUGUGGAGAAGUUUCCUGACGCAAUACGUCCGAUGUAUCAUCGCGGGUCUGCCGAUGACGGCCGGAAGUUUCCAUUUCUUCUGUGGCUUCUACAAUCUUUUUGGUCGUUUCUCAGCACCCUUCUUUGUGUUUAUACCGUCAAUGUUGGGAGCCUGCACGUGUAUGUGGCUUCCGCGAUCAAUUGUCCGUACCCAGGGAAUUGGACUCUUCAAUAUGUACAUCGAAUUCCUCAUCAAGCGAUCACGCAGCAGCACGAUAGCAGCUAUGCGGAACUCAAGACUAGCGGGAACGUUAUUGUUCUGUAUACUCAGCGCCGCAAUGAUGCCAACCCAACAGUACCUUCAGGUCAACCGGUUCUGGUUCGCAACUAUCCACAAAGACGUUGAGCAAGACCUCAAUAACAAUAGCAUGGAAGCCGAAAAAGGACAGUGCAAACAUCACCCAGGUCGAAGUUGCUUGCAACACAUCUUCGGACAGGUCAAACGAUCCUUCUAUUUCGGACUGACGAUUUGCUUGCUCAAAAAUGUUUUACCACGUAUAACGUUAGCCAUCAAACAGCCAAUCAGUUUUCUCAGGAUAAUCAUGUCACGGUUCGAUUACGGCUUAAUCGGCUUUUUCACCUGCUACAAAGCACUCUUCGAAGUGAUCAAUUGCUUCCUAACAGAGAACUGUCAAUUUAAUCCAUUGACUCGAUCUAUGAUCACCGGUUUCAUCAGUGGGGCGUCUUACUGUCUUUAUCCAAACUAUCUCCUUUUCACUUAUCCCAUCACGGAACUGAUCGAGUUGUACUGGAUGAUCUACAUGAAAUCCAGCCUGCCGAAACCAAAGGUGGCCAUGCUAUUGGAUCGACUACCAACCGUCAUGCUGAUGUAUGCCUUCAGCAUUGGAAUGAUGUAUCACCUGAGAGUAGUCUAUCCGUACUACACCAACCGCUACUGUCACAAGCUGAUGGACAUUGGAACAAGUGGACGGUCGGAAGUGUUGGCUAGGGGUUAUGCUGAAAUUAUGAUGGGAUACCGGGAUUAGGUUAAAAAUCGUUUUUUUUUAUUUAUUGUCAAUUUUGUAAAUUGUCGAAAUUAUGUAAAUAAAUUGAAUAAUGACGAUUUAAACAUUGAA